UCGACGCGUCUGCAACAGGCUUGGUAGCAACAGGUUGGUCAGCAUGUGAACAUGCCAUUGGAUAACCAAAUGAAGAGAAACAAACCGAGAGAUUAAUUCUUAUGUACUGAAGUUCAAGAGGGAUCUUCAUUCAGCUACUGAAGCAUUCAACCAGGCAUUGUAUCAAGGCAAUAGAGCACCAUGUGAAAUCUUCAUAAAAUGGCUACUUAUGUACCGUGGUCAGCAGUUGUCUGGACUCUCAAGGGCCUGUUGUGCACAUGGAGGUUUUUCUGGGUCAGCCCAUAUUGUGCUCUAAAAUCUGUAUCAUGGACACAGCACGCAGCUGACACUGACCAUAAACCCCCAUCAAAACUGACCACAGCUGUCCAGGAUGUCAAGCAUCUCGCAGGGACAAAUGUAAAUGCAGACUCAGAGAAAAAGGCCAAACCAGAAAACUGUGUUCAGCAUGAACGCACAAGUGGCCUGUUCAGGAGACUGCUAAAGGCUGAGGGGGAGAUUCAAGAACUGAAGAUAGAGAUUGCAAAUCAGAGAGCAUCAUGGGAGACGCGGUUUGUGGAGCUGCAAAAGAGACAACAUAAUCUUAGAGACCAGUUGACCUCUGAGAUUCUGGUAAGGACUGGGAUGCUGUACAGAGACACUGAUUCAGAAGAAACAAAUGAAGUCUUUCUAGAGUCUGGCUUGGAGAAUGGACUUUAUGCUGAGGAGAAGGAACAUGAAUGUUCUAGUGGUCUCAGACACCAGCAAAAGGGACCUGAUGUGGAAUUGCUUCGAGAUGGUGUUGACCAAAAAAGUUUGUGCGGCAGUCAAACCUCCUGCCCAUCAGACUCCAGAGCCACUUCUGCCAUGUCUAACAUCAGUGUAAGGUCUUGGAGGAGCAGAGGGGGACCUCAUCGAGUGUUUGUACCCCACUCCCCCCUGGAUCUGAAGAUUGGGCACAGGGUCCGAAUCAUGUUACCCUCUGGACGCAUCAGCACCGGUACCUUACGCUACCUGGGCAACAUGCAAAACUCUCCCGAAUACCAUCUUGGCGUAGAACUGGAGUUGGCUGAUAAUGGACAACAUGAUGGCACCAAUGAAGGACAGUGCUACUUUGACUGUGACCCUGGACAUCGUGUGUUUGUAGCAUUCAGUAAAUUGUUAAUGGCUUGGGAGUAGAUGCUCUUAUUGGAACACUUAAGUGAAGACUCUUCAGGCCACUCAAGGGUACUCUUGCAACAAUUCGCUGUAUGGAUCCACAAUAGAGCGCUGCAAUGGUGACAUAUUUUUGGAGGCCAACCCAGAAGUUAACAUCACCCUGGUUCCAUCGACAAAAACACAAUAUAAUUUUUUUCAUUGGCUCUUGGAUUAUUGCAGAAAGUAAGAAGUAAAA
Molecule: messenger RNA, 1369 nt
Organism: Sinocyclocheilus anshuiensis
Lineage: Eukaryota; Metazoa; Chordata; Actinopteri; Cypriniformes; Cyprinidae
Exons: 8
Coding region: 199-1155 (318 amino acids)
Source: RefSeq, a predicted model, not a curated record